AGCACCUAGAAGCCAAGAGGAACAUACGUGGAAAAUUUGAGAUGAACAGGAUGGCAAUAAGAGCACUCGGGACAACUGUAAACAACAAUCAGUGUUGAAAAGGGAAGAAAAUCAAGCCAGGAAUCAAAAUAUUUUCCAUUUCCUGCAGAAAACCAUACAAAUCUGUUCCUCCUCCAGCAGCUGUUUGACAAAAGAGAAAAUUAAGAAAGAAUAAGUACAUUAUGCAGAAUUCAAAGAUAAAUUAAAUGAGAGUGGAAGGGAGAUUAUUUAUAAUUCAGCAAAAGAGGGAAAUAUCUGGAUGCCUGUUGGAAGGAAAAGAUCAAUAGUAAAGCAAUGUAGAAGAGACAGGAAUGCAGGCCUCUCCCUUAGAGAAAGAAGAUGGCUUGAAUGAAAGCACCCUUAAACAAGGCAUUGUCCAUAUUUUUUACCUCCUCAAGAAUAUCAGUGGUGCAAAAGUUUCAUAAAUUUGCCUAUUGUGGGAAAAGCACAGAUUGCAAAUCACAGCUGAUUAUGCACAAGAGGAGAUGGAAAGCCACACAAAUUACCUGAAUGUGACAAAAACUAUGGUCACAAAAGCUCCCUUGUUGUUCAUGGAAGCACCUCCACAAAGGAGGGAAGCCACAAAAGUGCUCCCAACGUGGUAAAUGCUUUAGUGAGCAUGGCAACAUGGUGCUAUAUCAGAUAACUCACAGGAGGGAGAAACAUAUGACUGUGCAGAUUGUGUGAAAGUUUCAUUAGAAAUUCCCAGGUCUUGAGAUACUAAAGGAUGCACACAAAGGAAUAAAACCAUUUUAACAUCCUUUCUGUGGGAAAUGUUUCAGUGAGGCACCUGAGGACUUCCGCAAAAGAGAAACCUUUUGAAUGUCCCGAUUGUGGAAAAAAAUAUAGUCACAAUUUAGGUUUCGUGAUGCAUCAGUAGAUUGACUCCAGGGAGAAACUCUAUGAGUAUCUAGAUUGUGGGGAAAACGUCAUAGGGAAAUUUCCAUCUCAAGAGACACCAAAGAACUCACACAGACGAAAAACCCUCUGAAUGUCCUGAUUAUGGGAAACUCACAAGUCUGGUGAUACACCAGAACACUCCCAUAGGAGGGAAAUGCUUUGUAUGUCCUGAUUGUUGGGAACUUUCAGUUAUGAUUGCAAUUUGUGAAACACCAGAGAAAUCAUAAAAGAGAAAAACCCAUUCAAUAUCCUGACUGUGGGAGAAGUUUCAAUUGUAAUUUCACCUGGUAAUACAUCAGACGAUUCACUCCAUGGAGAAACCUUAUAAGUGUAGAGAUUGUGGAAAAAGUUUCAUUAGAAAUUCCCACCUCUUAAGACAUAAGACCAUGCACACAGGAGAGAAACCCUUUGAAUGUUCUGACUGUGGGAAAAGUUUCAGUCGCAAUGCCCACCUGGUGAAACACCAGAGGACUCACACAGGAGAGAAACCCUUUGAAUGUUCUGAUUGUGGGAGAGGUUUCAGUCAGAAUUUCCACCUGGUGAAACACCAGAGGACUCACACAGGAGAGAAACCCUUUGAAUGUCCUUACUGUGGGAAAGGUUUUAAUCUGAGUUCCAGGUUGGUUAGCCACCAAAGGAUUCACACAGGAGAAAGGCCCUUUGAAUGUCCUGAUUGUGGGAAAUGUUUUAGUCGGAGUAGGACUCACACAGGAGAGAAACCCUUUGAAUUGCCUGAUUGA
Messenger RNA from Thamnophis elegans (Western terrestrial garter snake), 1679 nucleotides. RefSeq names its product zinc finger protein 10-like. The transcript is spliced from 3 exons. Bases 1251 to 1679 code for a protein of 142 amino acids. Lineage: Eukaryota; Metazoa; Chordata; Lepidosauria; Squamata; Natricidae. Gene Ontology annotation, biological process: regulation of transcription by RNA polymerase II. Gene Ontology annotation, molecular function: RNA polymerase II cis-regulatory region sequence-specific DNA binding; DNA-binding transcription factor activity, RNA polymerase II-specific. The record is from RefSeq and is a predicted model, not a curated record.